AUGGCGUCUCCCGAUCAACUCCAGCUCCAGACUUUCCCCUCGAAACCACGUGUGUUUAUUUUGAGUGACAUUUCCAAUGAGCCGGAUGAUGCGGAGUCGUUGGUUCGCUACUUGCUUUAUUCAAACCAGUUUCAGACUGAAGGGCUGGUCGCUUGUACGUCGACAUGGAUGAAGAACAAGGUUUGUCCACAGGAUAUGCAUAAGAUUGUCGAUGGCUAUGAGAAAGUGGUCGACAACCUCAACGCCCAUGCGAAUCCAAAGGAUCCAUACCCGACAGCUGAUUAUAUGCGAUCUUUGAUCAAGAAGGGUGCAGAGACCUAUGGCAUGACAGCAGUCGGAGACGACAUACCCCUCAGCGAAGGCGCCGAGCUUCUUCUACAACGUAUCCUCACACCAACAGACGAACAGCCCCUCUGGAUCCUUUGCUGGGGCGGAACAAACGUGCUCGCCUCCGUCCUCCUCAGAAUCCAAAACACGCAUUCAGCCGCCGAAGCCCUAAAGCUGCGCUCCAAGCUGCGCGUGUACGCCAUCUCCGACCAAGACGACACAGGCGCCUGGAUGAGAACAAAGUACCCGGAUCUUUUCUAUAUCUGCUCCGUGCACGGCUGGAACCAGUACGGCAUGGCAGCCUGGUGCGGGAUCUCCGGCGACGCAUGGUACGGCUUUGACAAGGGCGGGCCGGAUCCCAGCAAGAUCAGCAAGACGUGGAUCAAGGAGAAUAUCCAGAUCGGGCCCCUGGGCGGAGCGUAUCCGGAUUAUAUGUUUAUUCCCGAGGGCGAUACGCCGACGUUUCUGUAUCUUAUCCAGAAUGGAUUGGGUGUGCCUGAGCGGCCGGAAUAUGGAUCUUGGGGCGGUCGGUAUAUUGCGACUACAUGUGGGGUUGGUACGGACGGCGUGGCCAAUGGUCAUUUUAGUGAUACUUCGGAUGAAGUUGUUGGGUGUGAUGGACAGACGCAUAAAUCGAAUCAUGCAACUAUUUGGCGAUGGCGCGAUGCUUUUCAGAUGGAUUUCGCGGCGCGUAUGCAGUGGUCGCUUUCGUCUGAUCUGAGCAAGGCUAAUCACCAUCCUGUUGUUGUUUUGAAUGGGAGUCAGGGUCUGGAGCCGCUGGAUUUUGAGCUGGAGGCUGGUUCGACGUUUCGGUUCGAUGCAUCUGCGUCAUAUGAUCCUGAUCCUGACGAUCGUAUUACGUUCAAGUGGUAUCAGUAUCGCGAUCCAAGUGCGACGCAAUGGUCUGUUCAUUAUGAGGUUGGGUUGUUGGAGAUUGAGCCGGUCAAUGAGAUCGGUAGCAUUGUGGAUGUCAAGAUCCCGCCGCCCGAUAAGUGCUGUGUGGAGCUUAUCAGUCGUGUGGCCGUGCCAAAGGGUCAGGUAUUACAUCUGAUUCUUGAAGUGAUGGAUAACGGGUCCCCUGCUCUUAUUAGCUACCGCCGGGUUAUCAUUCAAACCACGAAUGAGAAGCUCCUAGGCGGAGGCGGUGGCGCAGACGCAAUUGGCGAUAUAAUGCGGGAUGUGAUUUCAGGUCAUUAG
Messenger RNA from Penicillium verhagenii, 1524 nucleotides. Its product is annotated as DUF1593 domain-containing protein. Gene Ontology annotation, molecular function: hydrolase activity, hydrolyzing N-glycosyl compounds. The record is from RefSeq and is a predicted model, not a curated record. Bases 1 to 1524 code for a protein of 507 amino acids. Lineage: Eukaryota; Fungi; Ascomycota; Eurotiomycetes; Eurotiales; Aspergillaceae. The transcript has 2 exons.